GUCCUUUGCUUGGCUCCUCUUCUUCCUCCGCCGCUUCGUCUUCCUCCACUCUUUACCGCAAAUCUCCCAGAUCCCCCAAAUCCAGACUGCUGCGUCGCUGGCUGCUCUAUCCCGUCGCCGGAUUCUUGAUCAUGCUGUAAGUCUCAGAGAUGUCAAUGCCAAACAAGAUCACCCUACUCACCCAACCCCACAGCGGCAUUGUGCAAUUCAUCUCCAUCGUCUGCGGCAUAGUCAUCGCAUUCUUUCCCAGCGAGCUGGACAGUCUAGCCGAGUGGUGGCAGUCAAGUCGGACAAAUGCUGCCAUCGAUCUCUCCCACUGGCCCACCGAUGCCUCGCGAGACAUCAUUCCCGUGGCCUGCCACUCGCACAACGACUACUGGCGUCCGGUCCCAUUGUUCUCCGCCCUCCAGGCCGGCUGCAUUGGAGUCGAGGCAGACGUCUGGCUGUUCGACGAGGAGCUCUACGUGGGCCACACCACCUCCGCCUUGACCCCGAAGCGCACCCUGCGCACGCUAUACAUCGAUCCCCUCCUUCGCAUCCUCGAACAGCAGAACCCGCUCACCGAUUUCCACCCGCAACUCCACCGUCCCCUUCAAGGCGUCUUCGACACCGAUCCCGCCCAGAGCCUGACGCUGUUAAUCGACAUCAAGACUGAUGGCCAGGACACCUGGAACCGAAUUGCUGCACAAUUGACCCCACUCCGGGAGCGCGGCUACCUCACCUACUUCAACGGCACCGACCUCAUCCCCGGCCCGAUCACCGUCGUCGGCACCGGCAACACCCCCUUCAGUCUCGUCACCGCCAACACCACCUACCGCGAUAUCUUCUUCGAUGCCCCUCUCAAUCUACUCCCGGAGGAGGAGGAGGACAGCAGAGACACGGACCCAAGCAGCCCCUCCUCCACCAGCGAGCAAUCGCGCGACCAACUACCCCAAACCCUGAGCACCACCACCACCACCGAAGAGGACAGCGACCGGACCCGGCCGCCGCCGCCACCCGCCGCAAACAUCGGCCAAGGCCUCUCGGGCGUCACCCCGCAGUCCGAAUCCUUCGACCAGACCAACAGCUACUACGCCUCCGUCUCCUUCAAGAAAUCCAUCGGCUACCCCCGAGGCUUCCGGCUCUCGGCCCAGCAGGUCGACAAGAUCCGUGCGCAGAUCCGCGCUGCCCACCGCCGCGGCCUCAAGGUCCGCUACUGGGGCGUGCCGAGCUGGCCGCGCAGUCUCCGGAACCACCUCUGGGCCGUGCUGGUGCAGGAGGGCGUGGAUAUCCUCAACGUCGAUGACCUGCAGAGCGCGACGAGGCAGGAUUGGAGACCCAAGUUGUCGGAUUUGUGGAGUUAGCUCCUCGCUUGAUUUUGAUUUCUUUUGUCUUGAGAUUCUGAAAAUGACGAGCUAGAAAUUUUCUUUUUUUCUCUCUACCUGGCUAGGUAAGUGACUAGAUAGUUAUUAUGCAGAAAUGAG
Messenger RNA from Aspergillus saccharolyticus JOP 1030-1, 1463 nucleotides. RefSeq lists its product as uncharacterized. NCBI's taxonomy places the organism in Eukaryota, Fungi, Ascomycota, Eurotiomycetes, Eurotiales, Aspergillaceae. Gene Ontology annotation, molecular function: phosphoric diester hydrolase activity. The coding region runs from base 150 to 1343 and encodes 397 amino acids. Gene Ontology annotation, biological process: lipid metabolic process. The record is from RefSeq and is a predicted model, not a curated record. The transcript has a single exon.